Ostertagia ostertagi is the source of this 894-nucleotide messenger RNA. The record is from the annotation of a GenBank genome assembly. NCBI's taxonomy places the organism in Eukaryota, Metazoa, Nematoda, Chromadorea, Rhabditida, Trichostrongylidae.
AUGGACGGAAGACGGGCUGCGUACGCGUCCAUGGUGCUGUCCAUCGGCGCCACGACGCUGACCCUCGUGCUGGUGGCGAGCCUUUCGACGAAACUCGGCGAAAUCUCCGAAGAACUUGAACGCGACAUGCAAGAAUUUCGGGGCGUGGAAAAACAAGCAGCACAUCACGUCGGUCGACUCUCGUCAAGUCUUCAUAGGCGACCUGGGCGCCAAUCUACGGAGAGCUGUCGGUGCAACUAUUACAACUCGUGCCCUUCUGGACCGCCAGGACAACCCGGUAUGGCGGGAGAGCACGGCACUCCUGGUCUGCCGGGUGAACGUGGAGCACCGGGAGCUUCUUACCCCACAGUUCCCAGACCUUUGCCCCCAAAGUGCAGAGCAUGUCCAAAUGGGCCACCUGGUCCUCGAGGUCCACCUGGCCAACCAGGUAAACCUGGUCUGCCUGGUCUUCCUGGUGCGAACAUCUUCGCCGUGGCUCCAUCGGGCCUGUCCGGUCCGCCAGGACCAGUCGGCGAGCCUGGUGCGCAUGGGACUCCAGGAGAAACUGGCAUACAGGGUAACCGUGGCAAAAACGGACUGAAAAUCGAUAAAGGACCUAGGGGGCUACCAGGACGACCUGGAGUUCUUGGAGAACGUGGUUACGCAGGUGAAGCUGGACGGCCAGGCAAGCAGCCACCACCAAAGCCCCCUGGACCCAGGGGACCUCAAGGUCCACCUGGAGAACGUGGUGCUCCGGGCAGAGCUGGAUCUUAUGGAAGAUACGGUCAAAGGGGAGGAGAUGCUAGUCACUACUGCAAAACACGGUGCUCGAGCGAGUGUUGUAAUAUUCGUAAGGGUAAAGUUCUACAGUAUUGUAUAUGUGACAGAAUAAAGAGUUAUUUCUCGGUCUAUUAA